Messenger RNA from Paramuricea clavata, 9994 nucleotides. The record is from the annotation of a GenBank genome assembly. NCBI's taxonomy places the organism in Eukaryota, Metazoa, Cnidaria, Anthozoa, Malacalcyonacea, Plexauridae.
GUCUUUAUGAUGUAGGCUUCUUCAAGGAUUUUUCAAUAAGUUGCUAUAUAUAUUACUGUAAAAGGAAUGAGAUUGAAAACUAUCACGAGAUACUGUGCUUGAAAUAUGAAAAGGGUAAAAUGAAAUACCCUUUCUAGAGGUGUCUUUUUCUUAAUUUUCUACUUUUCUUUGUGUCAGAAAUUGUGUUGCAAUUAAAGUUUACUGUUCAAGUAAUAACUCAACCGAGAAGAAAGAACAUGGCAUAUUUUAUACGUGUUAAAAAUUAAAAAGAGGCACACCCUUCACACACCUAUGACACUCCUUCCCUUCUGUGGAAUGUUCAUUUCACGAUAAAUUUGUCGCAAUUAUAGCGACUAAUUAAAAAUCCUCGGAAUUUUGCCACGAGUUGUGAAAUACAUAAACAAAGUUUUUGCUGCAAAUUUUUUGAAAAAUGGCAGGAAAAUUUGAAAGUAUUGAGAAAUGUUUGGAGAAAAAUCUCCCAGAAGAUGAAUUGAAGGAAGUCAAACGUAUUUUGUACGGGAAACCCUGCAGGUUAGGCGUUAGCCUUCAUUUUAUAAAAUGUACAUUUAAUAUGUUGAUCAGGAUUCGUUAAUGAGUUGUGCAUGGUUACGGAAUUUAAAUAGGAUUUGCCAGAUUUUCAAAAAUUUUAUAUCGAAAUUGUGUGUCCAAUUUCUUGGUUGCAUAAUGGAAACUUUCCAGACUGGCUUGUACAUUGUCAUACCAUAUAAUCUUGUACCAUAGUUUAUUAAAUUAUUAAUAAUGGUAUUAUACCAUAUAACAUAGUUUACCAUGUCAUGUGGUACCCAGAAUGCAAAGUUUGGAAAUUGCACGCGGAAGAUUUCGAAAAUUUAAUAGUAAAUAUAUAGAAAGCAUAAAAAAUGCACGUGGAAGAUCUUCCGCCCGCGGUGGAGAAAAUGCAGUCUGGUGUGGUACCAUACAGUAUUAUACCAUUCUACACCAUUAUAUACAAUAUACAGUGGAACACCAUAUUAAUGGAUGGCCACCCCAUUAAUAUGGUCACCUUCUUAUUACAGCCACUUAUUUUUGUCCUCAAAAAAUGUCAUGACAAUACAUUUUCUUAUCAAGAACCCCUUAAUUUAAUAUGACCACAUUUUUUUGGCCCGUCCUUGGCCAUAUUAAUGGAAUACACUGUAGUACCAUGCAAUGUAUUGUAAACCAUCCCAUACUUACCAUACCAUACCAUAUACCAUACCAAAACCUACCAUACCAUACCAAUUUACAAAACCACAUUUAAAGUAUUGUGCCAUGCCCCUCACAGACUUAAAAAUAGUUGAAACAAGCAUAUUGUUCAAUUAUUCUGUUCAAAGCAUACUAGAAUUUUCACAAGACAUUACAGAGGAGUCAAAUGCCAAGAAAGUUGAGUUGGCGGGUUAUAAAAUUCACGCAGGUCCGGAACAGCUACGUAAACCAAGGACUGUCAGGAUUGGUGCUGUUCAGCACAAGAUUGUUCUGUCAACUACAGCCCCUGUAGCUGAACAGGUAAAUGGUGUGGUAAACACUACUCAAACAUUAUCCUGUCAGAUUUUCAGAUCUUGCUCUGGGGGGGGGGGGGUGCUAAAAACUAGGUGGGGAAUGAACGAGGGGAUGUGUGGCACUUCCGAGCAAGUUGUCGCAGAGGUUUGGAGGAAGAGUUGCUAGUGGGGACAGAUGGACAGUGUUGGGAGUAAGAGGGCAAUGAAUAAACUUUUGAGAUUUUUGAUCUUGUUUACUUCAAAAUUCUUGUUUUUUAGUCUUAUUUAUUUACUAGUUAAUUAAAAAUCUUUAUUUCAGUCAUACUACUGUUGUUUAAUCCAACAAGCAUUUAAAUUUCUGUGGGGAGGGGGGCAGAAGUUGAGGGUGGUGAUGCAACUUUCUCCAGGUGGGUAUUAAAACUUUCUGAGUGGGUGCAAAAUAUUUAGGGGUGGAUACCCCCUGCACCCCUUUUGACUUUGGCAUGGUCUUCAUCAGGAGGCUAAGCAACACUUUCUUCAUAGAAUGCUACAAGUACAAAUACUCCAAUGUUUUCAGAACUAUACCUCUGAUCAAUUAUAACCAUACAUAAGUACUGUUAAAAAAUUUUACUUUAUAUUAUUUGGUAUUAUUAAUUUUUACUUUAUAUAUUGGUAUUAUUAAUAGUUGGAAGCAAUUCAUUCAAGGAUUGGAGAAAUUGUUAAGAUUGCCAGUCAAUGUGGUGUGAAUGUCAUCUGUUUUCAGGAAGCAUGGAGUAAGUCAAAGUUGGAGUUUUAAACAGGUGAUUCGAUCCAGCUAUAGACUAAAUUUUGAUCAAGGCAAGAAGAACGAAAUCCAACACCACAGCUAGAAAGAGCAUGUUAAAAUGAGUAAAAUUGCAAAGAUUGGUUGCUAAAUGUUGUAAAGUGAAGAAAAUAUAGCGCUGUGAAGGUCGAAAAUUUUGUAUAAAUUUGUAUUACACGCGAUAAAAAUAACCACUUUCGGCUCAAAAAUGGUUAUUUUUCCCACGCGUAAUGCAAAUAUAUACCAAAUUUGUGAACUUCACAGGACUAUAUUUUCUUCAUUUUACAACAUUUUGCAACCAAACUUUGCUUGCAAUUUUAAUCAUUUUAAGAUGCUAAUGUUCCAGCUGUGGUAAUGUUUCGUUCUUGUCUAGAUUAAAAUUUUGUCUUAUUAGCUCGAAUCCAUCCAUUGAAACUGACAAACAGGAGUUUUGUAUUUCAUUCUAUUUCAUUGGAUAUUGUUGUAAAGUUGCAUACUGUGUUCGGUUUUGGGUGUGGCUCACAGUUCAUCUCUAGUUUAUCUCUAAUUUCAGACAUGCCAUUUUGCUUCUGCACAAGAGAGAAAUAUCCCUGGGUUGAGUUUGCACAAUCAGCUGAAGAUGGCCCAACUACGAAGAUUUGUCAACAGGUACUAGGCCAAAAAAGGAAUACCUGGUUUUCCUAUUUUUUGUUGCAAAAACCUAGGUUAUUAGAGUAGGUUGGGUUUUCUUUUUUUUGUUAUUCUUUUCUAUAAAUGCUCAUGCAUGAGUGUGAUAUUCUACGUACAGUACGUCAAUUACGGCAGCACAGAAUAGUACAAAUAUUUGUUAAAUAUCAUAUCAACUUUGAAACAAACUUUAUAUAUAGAUACAAAACCAACAACACAAACUGGGUAUGAAAAAUUGCUCCAAACUCUUUGCAAACUAAUUAGAUGAAAAGAUUAGGUUUGUGAUUUCAGUAGCCAAAAGCUAGAUGGGGGUCGGGAAACCCGUUUUUUUUUUGGGGGGGGGGGGGGAGCAGCUAACUGUUUAUAGUGAUCGAGUCUGCCAAUUUGAAAAAUGUUACAAUUAAAACAGAUAUAUUCCUGUUAAUUAUUGUGUGACUCAAAAAUUAUGUCGGGAAAACAUUAAAUAAAUUGAAUAGUUAAUCUGUGAUCAUGACAAUCAAUCAAAUAGUGAAGUUGCUAAUAAUUUAUGUACUGGUUGUAUUUGUUGAUUUCAGUGGGCAAAACAAUACAACAUGGUGAUUGUAUCAUCAAUUUUGGAACGAGAAGAAAGUCAUAGAGAUGUCUUGUGGAAUACUUCAGGUUUCAUAUAAUUACAUUUCUAAUCAUUUCAACACACAUAUCUUACUAAAUUGGUAGCUGUGAUAAUUAGUGGUAAGCGUUAACAAAUUCUUCUCUAGUUGUGAUAUCGAAUACUGGCAAUGUAAUUGGCAAAACAAGAAAAAAUCACAUCCCCAGAGUUGGAGAUUUUAAUGAGGUAACAUAACAAAUUUCGUGCCAUUACACAAAAUUUGGUGUUUUGGACAUAUUGUCUAAAAUGUAGAAAAAUUGUCUUUUAACAGUCAACCUACUAUAUGGAAGGAAACCUUGGCCAUCCUGUAUUUGAAACGCAAUUUGGUGAGUUAAAACUUAAAUACAAUGACAUUUUCAUCAUGGACGUCGGAACGAUGUGAAGGCAAUUAGGGGGGCAGAUUUUCGUGAAAGGGCACUAUUUAAUUGAUAUUUUCUAAGAGAUGUUUGCAAAACAUCGGGAGUUCAACUUCGCCUAAUCAUGUUUUCUAUUUAUUGGAUGAUAGGGGUGUGAGGGGGUUCUCCGCCAGGCAAUUGUGCUAUUCUUGAAGCUCGAUGACUGCAUUUCUUGCGUUUUCUGAAGCAAAUUCGUAAAAGAAUUGCACUAACAUUUCUGACAAUUCGCUAAUUGCACUGACAAUUUCUGACAAUUCGCUAUUUCGCCAAGGCAAUCCUUUAAAUUGAAAGGGCACCUCUGCCCCCCUUGCCCCUCCUGGUAAAGGGCAACGGGGGCGGCUGCCGGGCUCCCCCCAGUUCCGGCGUCCCUGAUUAUCAUAUCAGAAAUAAAAUGAAAUCAUUAGCACAGUAACCUUAAAUUUACUCUUGACAAAAAACAAAUUCUUAGGUCGCAUCGGAAUAAACAUAUGUUAUGGUCGUCAUCACCCGUUAAAUUGGUAUAUGUUGGGAGUGAACCAAGCCGAGAUUGUUUUUAAUCCUUCUGCAACUGUUGGGGAUCUCAGGUUAGUACAACAGUGAGCGGUCAUUUUCAACCACAUUAGCUAGGCCAAAUAAAAAAAACUUAGCGUCACACUCUCACAAAUUUUCAGAGGCGGGCGGUGAUGCUAACCAAGUUUUUUUUUAUUUGGCCUUAAGUGUAAACCUGGAUGAAUAUUUCGACUUGUAUGCAACAGGGUACAAAACACAAAUUGUAGAAAUAGUUUUGGUGGGACUUAAUAUUUACACUCUUUUGAUAAUUACGUUACAACUACACUGUUUUCAACUUAGGACCACCUUAAAUGGAAAGGAUUUCAAGUUUUUUUCUCAUGGGCUAUGCACAGAGAAGCAGAACAUCCUUCUUCAACACAUGCAUGAAAAAAAAUUCUUUAUUUUGACCAAUAAAUGUGUAAAUAAGUUUUAACACGAAAACGAGGCUCCAGGUCAUGAUCUAUCUUCCUUAAUUUAUUUACAACAAAAAUAUUUCGAAGACGUGAUAUUAGUUGGAAUAAAAACAGUUAUUUCAUUCUACUCAGGCGAGCAAACCGAGCUCAUAGAUGAACAGGCCCUAAAGCUACGUUUACACGCUGCGAGUUGUCGGGCCGAUUUUGGUAAAUAAUCGAUGCCCCUUCUUCGACAUUUAGCGAUUUAAACGUUCAAUUGAAGCUGUCCGCUCUCUCGUCUGUUCAUAUUAUAGUUUUCUGCGUGCAAAAAGUUUUCAACAACUUUACAACGGAAGAAAAAUCGUUGAAUCGUGAGAAAAAUCUGUGUUAGUGUUACAGAUUUUUCUCCCGUUUUUAUAAGCACGCCCAUAUAUGUAUACUGCAAACAGGGGCCGCGGAACCGGGGGGGCAAUGGGGGCAUGUGCCCCCCCACUUUUCUUAAAAGUGAAAAAAGUGCCCUUUUUUCUGGGCUAAAAUGCCCCAUUUAAAAAACGAAAAAAAGUAUUUCUUGAAUAAACGCCCUCUUUUUCUGGAAAGAAAAUGCCCUUUUCGCAGUAGUAAAGACUCUGUAAAGGCCAUUUCCGACGUUAGAGAGACUCCAUAUUUUCAAAAAUUUUCGUUCGGCUCGUGAACGUCAUAAAAUCGUUUGAUUCUGGUCAUAUACAAAAGUGCCCCUUUCGGUCAAUGCCCCUCCACUUUCGAGAUGCUUCUGCGGCCUCUGACUGCAAAUCAAGCUAAUGUAUCAAUUAUUAAUAUCUAAUUGCUACACUAGCAAAAUGUUAAUCUUUGAUGUAUUUUUCAGUGAACCGAUGUGGCCAAUUGAAGCUCGUUGUGCCGCCAUCGCAAACAACUACUUCGUCGUUGGGAUCAACAGAGUUGGGACGGUUAGUCGAAUAACGACAAAGAAAGAGUGUUUUAAGAAUUUAAGGCAACGUUUAAGCCGGUUUUCCAUUUCAACCGUAUCGUACCAAAACGUAGCGCAUUUCUUUGUUUCCUGAGCGUAAGAGUGGAACUAAUGAAUGAAUGAAUGAAUGAACAACUUUAUUUAAAGAGGGUAAAAACACAUGACAGCAGGCCUUAAAAUAUAUUUUCCAGGGCCGUCUGACAAAAUGUCCGGUGACGUUGAGUUUGGGUAGGACAUAUGUCCGAUGACCUUCAGUUCAGUUUUGACUCGGAAAUAAGUCUGAAUGACACAAAUGAAUAAACGGUAAAUGUUGUAAAGAUAUUAAAUAAUUUGUUUCUUUCAUACUUAUUUCCAAGCCAAAAUUAACUUGCUUGCCAGAACAGCAGUAUUAAAAAAGACUUCGACAACUUAAGCCCGUUUUCCACUUCACUUGCUCGCCGCCACGCGCUCGACUACUUUAAAACAACAUUUCCAGUUCACCUUUUAUACAAUAGUACUCUGAUUUUCCAUUUAACAUACAAGCCUUAGUCCUGGACUAGGGUACAUUUUGAUUUACGUCGGACAAAGCUACAGUUCGGUCGGACACCAAUACACUCGGGUCGGACAAACAAUAAACCUCAGUUUCAUUUUGGUCGGACAGAAUGUCCGGUGGUUUCCUCUCUACGUCGGACAAUUUCACGAAUGGGUCGGACAAUGUCCGUGACCGACCGAUAUUUUAAGGCCUGGACAGCAAAAGUAAAAUUGAAUGACUUCGACACAAAAGAAAAUGCUACGUUACGUUACGAUACGCUUGAAGUGGAACACAGGCUUUACACUAUACCGGAUAUAGCUUUCCGUAGCGACGUGAAAAAACAUCUAUCCGUACCUUUUAGGAACGCUGUUUUUGGAGGAAUUAUUGCAACGGAGAGAUUUUGUUUCGCUAAGCUUCUGAAAGUUGUACAUUCCGUAUCGGAUAGAUGCUUUUUCCCGCCGCUACAGAAAGCUCUCCGGUAUAUGGUGUACUAUAGUCUAUAGACGUACUAAAAAAGAGUUUUUUUAAUGCAGGAAACUUUUGAGAAUGAAUUUACAUCUGGGGAUGGGAAACCGGGUAAGUCUGUUAGUAUUAGAAUGUUAAGGUUUGUAAUCCAAGUGAGAAUAUAUACAUUUUAAGACCUAACCAGGAACGACUGCGAAAAAUGCAGCACAAGGUCCUCUGGUAGGAAUUGAAUAGAACGCUGCAUGCACCGGAAUCGCAGGGCCGUAGGUUCAAUUCCUACCAGAGGACCUUGUGCUACAUUUUUCGCAGUCGUUCCUGGUUAGGUCUUAAAAUGUAUAUAUUCUCACUUGGAUUACAAACCUUAACAUUCUAAUAUUAAUUCCACCAAAUGAAGUGCAAGAAUCUAAGUCUGUUAGUGUUAAGGUGUAUACGUAAUAACGGUAAACUCGCUCUGCCCAGAUCAAGGAUUAAGUUUCUCAAAAGACAUUUCUCUUAAUAUAGAGCGGCAAAAGGGUGGGAAAAAUUACCGAGCGAAAUAACUGACAUUUUUUAUAACCUGUCCAUAUCUAAUUCAAACGGCGGUUAUGACAAUACCUUUUUCAUAAAAUCAGUAAAUAUUUUUUUAUUUCUUUUUCAGCACACAAUGAUUUUGGACAUUUUUAUGGUAAGUGGACCAAUACAUGUAUAUACUAAAACAGCAAUACCAACGCAUAUAAUUACUGUAAACUGUUGAGUUUGACUCUUCUUGAGUCAGUGACGUGUUCUAUAUUAAUCAUUCUCAUUUUCUGGAAAGGUUCAAGUUAUGUUGCGGCGCCAGAUGCGUCUAGGACACCAGUAAGUUUUUCUCGUAAUUUUCUCGGAUAAUUCUCGUAAUCUUGUAUGAAUCAAGGUGGCAACUUCUUUCAAAUGUAGACAUGUAUACAUGUAAAAACGCACAAGUUGUAACAAACCUGCAGCAAAGUUGUAUAGCAAUGCUGUUCCAACAACUUGUCAACAGGAUGUGUUCGCACUGCUUGUUCCCAGCUUGUUGACAACUUGCUACAAGGUUGUUGAGCUCAACAGACUUGUUACAAGUUAUUCCAACAACUUGUUAUCGUCCUGCAAUUCAACGAUUUGUCAACAAGUUGUGAGCGACAACUUUGUAGCAACUUGAUAAAAUAACAACAUUGUUACAACUUGUUGACAAGCUUGCUACAAGCCGGUUGCGAACACAUCUUGUUGACAAGUUCUGAGAUUUUUACGUGUGCUGUUUACUUAAAACAUAAUGUUUGUUAUAGGGUCUGUCGCGAUUAUCUGAUGGUCUGUUAGUCACUGAGGUUGAUCUCAAUUUAUGUCGUCAGGUUAAAGACAAGUGGGGAUUUCAGGUAAAACUCCUCUGCCUGAUGAGUGAUGGCGAUAUUUUACCAUGGAUUAUUAAUGUCAGGUCUUAAAGUGUAUAUAUACUCACUUGGAUUUCAAACCCUAAAAACAGCAUUCCUUUACUAUAAUACAAUUUCUAAAAUAAUGAGAUUAAUAAAUCACGCAAAUUCGUUUGUGGCCAAAGUUGGGUGACGGAAAGGUGGCGGUUUUAUGGAGGUAAGGGCCCCCAGAAAAGCUGGAGAUACAACAUCAGGGUGAGAGUAAGGGCCCUCGCCGUUAUGGACAUUGAAUCCCAUGUCCCAGGCUUUCCCAAAUCCCAAGAGAUGCGAAGAUCAGAACGAAGCCAAAGGUGUCGAUAACUGACGCGGAAUGUCUGCUUAGCAAAACGGGAUUAUAUUGGCAUUGGCAUGCACUUGACAGAUUUUGACAGAUGUUAGUGAAAGCGAAGUGGUUUUCUUCUUUGGCACUUUGUUUAUCAUUUCCGUUUAGGUUACGUAGUUUUAGGUACGAAUGUUGCGUCUUGUUAAUUUCCUAAUUCAUUUUUGAAAUAAAUUGUUCCAUAAUGGUUCUCAUAGUCGUAGGGUGGCAAUGUUGUUUAAAAAGCUGUAUGAUUUCUUUUUCAGGCUACAUCUCGCCUGGAUAUGUACGCAGAAGAAUUAUCAAAUGCAGUGAAACCCGACUACAAACCACAUGUCAUUCGCGAGGGGGAUAAAAAUCAAGGACAAUAAAGCCAGACUGGACAGUGUAUUUUACCAAAUAUUGACUAAUUAAAUUGUUCACACUCCACAAAAACAUCUAUAUCAAAUAAAUAUAAAAAUAUAUAAUCACUUUCAAUAAUCCAUUGGAAAGGAAGAAUUUAGAACAAGGUGUAACAGUAGACAAUAUUUGAGGCGACUUGACAUGAAUUUAGUCUUCAAAGUUCAAAGGGACAGGGGGGGCAGUUGAAUGUUUGCCCAAUUUUUUUAUGGAAGAUUGUAAUGAACUAACCUGAAUUUAACAUAUUUUUUUAUAAAUCUGCCUCAAUUUUCUUGAUAUUUCCCAGCAUUUGUGCAAAUUGCCAUGGUUUUGUGAAGUUUUUUUUUGUUUGUUUUUUUUUUGGGGGGGGGGGGGCAGUUGCCCAUAUAGGGAUUUGAGUUUCUUGGAUUGAGGUAUGAAUAUCGUAAGCACAUAUUCACAAAAAAUAUUGUCACAUUACGCAUCCUAUAAAAUUUACAAUCUGUAAUUGACAAGCUGGGUACUGAGUAUAUUACAGGUGUUGUUUGUGUAUGUUGCAGAUUAUUGUUUGUGUGGUUUGGUAUUAUAAGCAAUCAAGCAUGCACAAUUAUGUCAAUUUACAUAAUAUCAAACACAUUUUGUAAAAACUUAUAUGUUCAUAUUUAUUUGCUCAUAUUUAUAAAUAUAAUAUCUUCAUCCGUGCCAUAACUUUUCCUUGCCGCAUCAAAUGAAGGGAUGUUCACACAACAUUCGACAUCCUCUAAUGAAGGAUUCUUACAAAAUAUAACCCCCGCCUCAGUGUCAUAACCACACAAAACUAUGUAAUGUCCUUGAUAAUCUUUUGUACGAUCAUUAUUUGAAAAUGGAAAUGUCGGGAGAUAUAUUGCAUUGUUUUCUUGACAUUGUUCAUAUUUCUUUGCACAAGAGUUGCAUGUGAGUAUGUUGGAGUCGACCAGUACAAUUGCAACGUUUCCUUCGUCCAACUUUGUAAGAAUAUCUGCCAUAGUUAUAGACCUGGAAAUGAGAUUAAUUAAACAAUUAAUUAAAUUUUAUUUACAUAAUAAUUCCAUAAUUACAUUAAGUAAACUAAAGUAGCAAUCAUAGUAUCUUAACUAAUUAAUAUUUAAUUGAGUAAUUGUU